This is a messenger RNA of Brenthis ino (lesser marbled fritillary), 2241 nucleotides long. NCBI's taxonomy places the organism in Eukaryota, Metazoa, Arthropoda, Insecta, Lepidoptera, Nymphalidae. The record is from the annotation of a GenBank genome assembly.
AUGGAUGAAGUUUUCAAAGAUCCUGUACAAUUUUCCAAAGGUGUUAAAAUGGAUGACCUUUUGAAUGGUGCCUCAGAAUUUCAUAUAGACACAGAUUUUAAGAAAAAAUCAACAGGAAUGAUGGUGACUUGUGAUGACGACUUGUUUCCAGAUAUGGAUGAAAAUGAUAGUGAUGACGAUGCGUACAAAAGCCUAGAAGAAUCAGUAUCAAAACUAAUGCUAUCAUGUCCAGAAUAUCAUUCUUUUAGUGAACUAUCUUCAAAAAUGAUUGACUGUGUUCCGAGCGGGGCUGUGAAAAUGAUGAUACUUGAAGAAGGCAGUGGUCCAUUAGUCCCAUCUGAUGCAAUAGUAACCGUACAUUAUGCCGCGUACUUUGAAAAUGCCAAAAUACCAUUCGAUUCCACUUUAACUAUGAAUUGUGGUAACCCUCUGUGUCUAACAUUAGGCAACGGCAGGUUUAUCCCUGGUCUAGAAAUAGGACUGACAUGUGUCAAAGGCCCACAAGCGAGGUUUUUGUUGCUUCUAAAACCGGAAGUGGCGUGGGGAAAAAAUGGCGUGCUGCCCCGCAUCCGGCCGGAACCCGCGUUAUUUGUCAUCAGUUUGUAUGACGUUGAGGAUGUUAAAGCGGGUGCUAGAUUUAACAGUCUGCCAAAGGAAGAACAACAAAAAUUCAAAGUUACCAUAAACACAGUUAAAUCCAUACAUAGUCGUGCAAAAAAGUUAUUUACCAAAAAGAAAUUCAUUGAAGCAAUAAGAGAGUAUCAACAGUCUAUCAGCAUUUUGAACGUAUCGAAAACAGAUGACGAGAAUGAAUUAAACGAAUUAAAAAUAUAUAAGAUUAAUUCUUACACAAAUAUAGCUAUUUGCUAUUUUAAAUUAAAUAAACCUAAACAUACAAUAAAUAUGUUGGAAUGCUUAGAUUUUAUUACUGAUAUCGAGAAACAUUGUAAAGCAUUAUUUUAUUAUGGUAGAGCGUGCGAAAUGUUGAAUAAAACUGAAGAAGCCCUCACAUAUUACAGAAAAGCUCGUAAAUUAGAACCGGGAAAUAAAGAAAUUGGUGAUAAAUUGUCAACACUAGAAAAAUAUAAUAAAACAGGCAAAGAAAAUAUUAAGGUGUUGUGGCAGAAUGCAUUUAAGUCUGUGCCAGAAAAAAAAGUUACAUACUCCGUGGAUGAAGUCUUCAAAAAUGAUGUCACUGUCAUGUGUCAAGAUUUGGCGGGAAAUGAGGAAUUUGCUAAAUUCGAAAUACCGAUGAGUUUAUCGAAAGAUGAAUUGGCUUGUAUAAAAGAUUUGAGUUCUAAAUUUGAUAAUUUAGUCGUUUUAGAAGAGGGUGAAGGGAAAAAUAAGACAAUGUCGAUAGUUAGAAAAGUUACAGGUGCCAAAAUGAUUCGUUUUCUUAUAUUAGCUGCCUUUUUACAAUGUACGAUUUCUCAACAAUAUCAACAGAAAGUUGCUCCUGGAGUUCCCCCACAGAAUUACCAGAACUAUCAACCACCACCUCCACCACAAAUGCCCCAACAGUCCCAACAGCAACAAUACCAACAGCCCCCACAACAGCAAUACCAACAGUCCCCACAACAACAAUACCAACAGCCCCCACAACAACCGCCACAACAAGUGCCCCAACAACAAUACCAACAGCAAGUGCCUGUACAACCGGUGCCUGCUCAAAACCAACAGGGCCAUGGUCACGAUCCUCAACUAUUGAAUGCAGCUAACAUUGCACAGGAAAGAGAGCACAUUCAAGAACAUAUGGACGUACCAAUAGAUACGUCAAAAAUGUCCGAACAAGAACUCCAAUUCCAUUAUUUCAAAAUGCACGACGCAGAUAAUAAUAAUAAGUUGGAUGGAUGCGAAUUGAUCAAGUCUUUGAUACAUUGGCAUGAACAAGGUCACAACGAGAAACAGCCAGGAGCACCACCGGUCGGUGAAAAAAUAUUUAAAGAUGAUGAAUUAACUAACUUAAUAGACCCCAUAUUAAAUAUGGACGAUCACAAUCGCGACGGUGAACAUGGAGGAUCCCCCGUAAUUUACACAGAUAAACAAAUAGAAGCCUUAUUGGAAGAAGCGUUGAAACACACAGACCUUAAUAACGAUGAUAAAGAUGGUAAGACGCAUGAGAUAGAAACGACAUACAAGGACGAACAGCUAUCAGAAAUGAUUGAUGAAGCUUUAAAGAGAAGUGACAAAAAUAACGAUGGAUUUAUCGAUUAUGCCGAAUAUAAAUCGAUUACUGAGGGU